AUGAACGCUUAUCCAUCGCUGCUCCUGUUUGUCUUCAUUUUAUGUAAAACUAUCUCCACUAGUGACAUUGCCAAGAAAUUAUAUGAAGAUUUGAUGCAACACUAUGACAAACGAGUUCGACCAGUUUCCAAUGCAACGGAUACAUUGAAUGUCGCAAUUAGUUUGAGCGUAUCACAAUUAAUUGAUGUUGAUGAAAAAAAUCAAAUUAUGACGACCAAUGUUUGGCUUAAACAUGAAUGGCGCGAUUAUCGUUUAGUGUGGAAUCCUUUGCUCUACGACAACAUCUGCACAAUGUAUAUUCCAUCUGAAGAACUUUGGAUACCUGAUAUUGCUUUAUAUAACAAUGCAGAUGGAAAGUAUCACGUUAUGUUGAAGACAAAAGCCGCUGUCUAUCCGAGUGGAGCGAUCGUCUGGGAGCCACCAAUGAUUUUCAAAAGUAGUUGUCCGAUCAAUGUUCAAUAUUUUCCUUUUGAUGAACAAAGUUGUUCACUCAAGUUUGGUUCAUGGACGCACGAUGGAAAUCAAGUUAAUUUAAGUCAUAUUGUCUACGAAAAUCUUGAAAUGGCACGUAAUCUUGAUAAUUAUCGCCCGCAAGGCGUUUUCUUUCGUGAUUAUUAUCCCAAUGGUGAAUGGGAUAUUAUUCGUGCGCCAGCCGUGCGUAAUCAAAAGAAAUAUUCCUGUUGUUCUCAACCAUACUAUGACAUGACUUACGCACUUGUGUUAAAACGUAAAACCUUGUUCUACACAGUCCAUCUCAUCAUCCCUUGCGUUGGAAUAUCUCUAUUAACUUUCAUUGUUUUCUAUUUACCAAGUCAAUCGGGUGAAANUUCGUGCGCCAGCUUCCAUCUCAUCAUCCCUUGCGUUGGAAUAUCUCUAUUAACUUUCAUUGUUUUCUAUUUACCAAGUCAAUCGGGUGAAAAAAUCGUUCUUUGUAUAAGUAUCGAAUUAGCACUAACAGUGAUCUUUCCAUUACUGGCUGAUUUAAUACCAUCAACAUCCAUCAUGAUUCCAUUGUUAGGAAAGUAUCUCUUAUUUAUAAUGAUACUUGUUGCAUUAUCGAUACUUCAUACCAUUUUAAUUCUUGCGAUCUACUAUCGCGAAGACAAUCAGAAGAAACAGAUGCCGAAAUGGAUGAGAUACUAUCUCGUGGAAAUUCUACCGCCGUUUCUAUUGAUCACAGCGAAAAAAUCCACGACAAAGAGUAAAGAGACAGAACAUAUUGAAAUGAAGAAUUUUUCGGAAUUACCACCAGAUAAUUCACUCGAUGCAAUUUUUUCACGGAUGUUAGAGAAUUUGCUUCAUCUAGGAGAAAUCGAACAUAUUUUUUCGAAAUUUGACACGGCAGCAAUCAAAAACAAGAACGCACAUGAUUGGCAUCAGGUUGCUAUUGUACUCGAUCGUAUCCUGUUAAUUAUUUUUACGAUUGUUUCGCUAGCGGGAACGACUUUAAUUCUUGCACAAAGAAAACCGACUGUGGCAUCAACAGUUGACCUGACCAAUCUCGAUCAAGGCGUAUUUAAUGCUUGUAAUUACAAACAACAAUAUUGA
Molecule: messenger RNA, 1548 nt
Organism: Adineta ricciae
Lineage: Eukaryota; Metazoa; Rotifera; Eurotatoria; Adinetida; Adinetidae
Source: the annotation of a GenBank genome assembly